Bursaphelenchus xylophilus (pine wood nematode) is the source of this 5442-nucleotide messenger RNA. The record is from the annotation of a GenBank genome assembly. NCBI's taxonomy places the organism in Eukaryota, Metazoa, Nematoda, Chromadorea, Rhabditida, Aphelenchoididae.
AUGCCUGGAGAUGUAUGUAAGUAUUGCCUUCCAAAUUAAAAUUGGUUUCUCAUACUCAUUGCAAAGAUCCUCAUUCUCUGUAUGCCUUUACAACCCGAACUUUAAAUUGCUAAAAACCUGAUUUCCUCAAUUUUCAGCGCCAGUAUCUUCGAUUACAAACGGUUUAAUCUACCUUUAUGGAACUCAACCUCAACCCACCAACGAUCAUUGUAAAUCGAUUACAUGGAAAUUAAAGAGAAUUUCAACAAUGCGGUUUUAUUGAAUCUUUACGAUUUUGAUUAGUAGCAAUUAUUUUCGACUCCGUCGAGGUAAAACGUUUCGGUUGUGGGGGUUGCUCACGGAAGGUUGAGGGAGCGUCUUGGUGGUUGGACUCAAUCUCCGCGGAUUUACCUGUGCUUGGCUGUUCUGGGAGCUGCCUCGAUUUUGCUUUUUACAUGCUAAUAAAGGAAGUGUUCGACGAGGCUCAGAUUUUCUUUAAACUUUGCAUACAUAUCAGAUGUGAGCCAGAUAUAAAUUUAUGAAAAUUUUAGCUAGCGCUGAGACUGCUAGCGCUUUGCAGGUGAUGUCAAGAUAUUAGAUGAUCAAUUUCCUACCAAAAAAAAUUACUUUUGGUUUAUAUUUUUAUAUUACGUCACUCUCGGCGGUAGAAAUAAUUAUGGUACUUUCCAUUCCAAGACAAAAACGCGUCACCUUUCUCCGAUUUUCGACCUAAAAGCCUAGAAUUUUUUUCAAAUUUGUGCCAAGUUUCAUCAUACCCCUGCUCUGAGCGUUGCACUUUUAAAUCACCUGUUUUUGCCGUUGAAUAAUUCAGAUUGGGAGACGGUGCGUAAUACUUGUAUUUAUGACACGUAGGCCUAAAUUUUGGGCCAAGGCAAUGAAAAGCAGAGAAAAAGCUUUUUUAUGCAGUAUAAUACUUACAGUCUUUGCUUGUUGGUCCUAAAGCUACAUUUUCUGUGUAGUUUACCCCUUAUUUUUAAUAGGCAGUCAGUUUACCAUCAGCAGCCCAGUGAUCUAAUAUCCGAGAUUUCAUCUACAGAAUUUCUGUGAAUUGUUUUAUAACCACAGUUUUUCCUUCUUUGGUCUCAUACAUUUCAUGCUAAAGAGUUUUAAAUGAAGUUUACUCAUCUUUCCAGGCCUUGACUCUCUACGUAGUUACUUUACUUUUGUUUUUGCGGCGGCAGUGACCUACGAGCAAGCCGGGUAAAAAUCCAUAAGCGGAUUCCAGUUUCACCUUCGGAAGUGGCGGUUGAUUCGCUCGAUUCGGAAAAUUAUGAAAUCAAGUCAAAUUUCAACCCAAAUUUUGAAGAGAGCGCCGCUAAAACAAUGAGUGAGCUUAAUAUUUUGAGGCUUUUCUAACUCGUAAUUUAUGAUUUGUGAGUUAAACGUUAAAAUUUCUGUGAAUUGUGUAUAAAUUAGUAUAAUUGAAGCUUCCAUAGGAAUUUGUGAUAUCGUCUGUUUAUGUAUGUCAUGUACUUAUAAAUACUGUCUGCGUCGUAGAAUUUGAUGUCCUCUUUUGUGGGCGUCCCGGAGACUAAAAGCUAAAUUGCUUGAGGCAACAAUAUGCAUCGUGACUCUAACGUGUCUAUGUCCCAAAAAACCGGAAUAAAUGUCAUCGCGGAAUACAGAAAUGCAGAUUUACAUCGGGGCCGGGAUUUUGGGAUUGGUUAGCCUUAACCAAUCUGGACCAUUAAGGUUGGAACCAUUUUACAAUAGCUUUGCCAUUUUUACAAUAGCUUUCCAACUUUUAAAAUUUUGGGCCAUCGAUACGCCUGGGGUCAAUGCGUCACCUCAAAGUCACUUAAGAAUGAUAGGGCGUAGCUCGGGAAGUCGUGAAACAAUUUCGCCGGGGCAGCUCAGAAAACCUGAGACGUAGCUCGGCGAGCUGAGGUGACGCAGUGGCCCCCAGGUUUAAUCGAUGACCCAAAAUUUUCAUGUUAUAAAAAUGGCAAGUUUCAAUGGCUUGUUUUCCAUGCUGGGAUCUUGCAUUUUUAGCAAGCUUUAAGACAGCGUAUUGGCCCCAGGCGUAUCGUCGACACAAAGUUUUCUAGGUUUUCAAGAUAAAAAUAGCAAGUCUCAACAUUCUUUCUCAGUCUUGGAGCUCCGGCAUAGCAGAAAUUGGAAGAAAGUUAUUGCGCGUUAGAUGAACUUCUCCUUGAAAAAUCUCCCCUCAGAAUUAUAUUCCUAUUUUUAUUUACUAUUUAUACUGUUUUUUAAAUUGUCUUCCCGACGCCGAAACGCUGCAAUUUCUUGCCCUUUGUGCGGGUAAAUGGACGUUGCGUUUUCGGUGACGGUUUCAGUGCGCCGGCGACUCCGGAUUGGAAUAAUUAUUGUGGCGGGUAACCUGGGUUUCGGCGCUUUCCUUUUUUCGAAUUCAACUUUUUAAUUUUUGUGUUUUUUUCGAAAAAGCCUCAUACCGGACCUCGCGGAAUCCACGCGGAGUAUUGGGGAGAAAGCUGGAAAAAACAAAGGAGACUAAUGAGAUUAACCGUUGAAGUUAAGACUCAGCCAUUCGGGGGGUUUUUGGGAGAUUCCGAAGCGCUGAACACAAUCCUUAUUUGUUUAUUUAUCUCUCAGUCUGUCGGGGAAAUAAUGUGGAUUUGUCGCAAUAUCGCUUUGUCGCGGCCGUGGACCAAAUCUACAGCCGUGGCAAGCCGUCGCAUAGCGAUCAUGGGCGGCGCGAGGAAUCCACAUUGUUUUCCCGACAGACUGAUGUUCCAUUUCCAUUUAAUGUCACAGACAUUUUGCAUUCGUAAAUGAUGUCAUUUCAAGUGUUAGCACUCUUCAUUUCCUCGAGACAAGUGUCAAAUUCCCGUUUUUUUGCGGUCAGGAAGGUUCAGAUCUGAAAAGAUUUCUUCUUCGAACAUUAGGUGCAAAAAAGCAAAAGUUUUUGUCAUUUUUUAUAUUGGCCUCCCUUUAUUAUCCUCUUAGCCUGCAAUGUUUGUAUACGGUUACUUGGAGAUUUAGUGGAAGAGUUAGGAACGUCUCAGUUUUCUUCUGUGAGCCGGCAAACAGAUUUGUUUGUUCUUUUACUUUUUUUGGAUCCCUAGGAGUGUUAAUGUAACUUUUCGGACUUGUCGGUCACCUUUUGACACCUUUUUUUGCCUCUAUAAAUAGUUGCUGGUAAGAGAAGUGUCACAAAUGCGAUGCUCAGAUUUCGUCUGGAUUUGGCAGGCUCAAGAGAACAUAGGCCCGUAUAACUUUUUAAAAAUAUAAGUUUGUGCCUUGCACGGGUAGCCAAGACCUUUAACAAUUCUUUUUGCUGAUGGAGUACGCGAAAAAUAUGAUUUUUUUCUGUAAGCAUAGCGUUCCGGGCUUUGUUUGGCCACGGAUAGGUCCCAAUUUUCGCUCAAAGGACACUGUUCUGUACGAUAUAAAAUGGUACAAAACCUCGGCCACAUGCGAUAACAGUCUCACAGAUGUUUUAAAGCUUAUGGCCCAAAUUUGUACCAAGUUUGUCAAAAUAUGAAAGUCUUUGAGCACUUCUUUUAUAAGCUUAUGACGAUUCUCCUGAUCACAUUUAUGAUACAAUAGAUCAAUUCCAGACCUCAGCCACAUCAGGCAUGCUAAGGCUGGGUUUGUAUUAACUCUCCGUUACCUGACGCCUAAAAGAGAUGCCAUGCGUUUUGUCUCUGCCUACCUGGUCAUCUGGUAUAUUGCCUGGUACAUUGCAACCUGUUGUGGGUGAGGCUUCAAACUUUUACAAUCUGCCAAAGCAAUUUUAUUCCUAAUCCCUUGCAAUAUUCAGGUUAAACGCGGAGGAGCGGAGUGAGCUUGCCCGAAAAUUCAAAUACUACCAUGCCUCUGUCCGACCCGCCGACAGGUACAACAUGAUCGAGACCGUGAACGGCACAUUCUUCGGUCUUCAUUCGGAGAUUGCGUUGAUGGCGGCGACACCCGCGAAGAAUAUUCUUGAUCUCGAGCUGGUGCUGGCGAUGCACUACAGCGAUGAGCGGUUGAUUAUCAGGGAAAUUGUGAAUACGCUUGUCUUGCCGGAGGAGUUUGUGGCCUGGAGCCCGGAAAUUGAGUACGAGCCGGCCGUAGAAGAAAGCAAAAAAAUCUAUUUGGAUCCGAAGACUGGGCAACUCAAUAUGGUAAUAAAGUAAGUAAAAUACUUUAUGUUUUUUGUACAUAUGUACACACGUACCUACGUUUAUGGCUAAAGGGCUGAAUGGACGUAAGGGUCGCAAAUUAAGUACUAUUAGGCUUUUUUAGAAUAAAAGCGUCGAUAGAAUGCGACAGCGAAGAGUGGACGUCCCCAUUCAGCACUUACAUGUGCAGUGUGACAAUCAAAACAAACCCGGGUAAGAAACACAAAAGAAAUAGAAGAAAUCUACCAGCAUUUAGAGAACUAACGUACUAACAUAUUUUCCCUUCAGAUGAACGGAUCUUCAUUCGCCACACCCGCGACUUUCGCUCAGACUUUGAGGUCCAAAAAGUCUUCUGCUCAAUCGACGAAUGGCCAGAAUUUUCGUUGCAGUGCAAAAUGAAGGCAGAAUGGACGGCUGUCGUGUUCAGGUCGUAUUUCCCGUCUUUUCUGAUUUUUGUCGCCGUUGUUUUUUCGCAAUGGAAGCGAAGAAAGGUCCAAGUGAUGCUGGCCGUUGGCGGGAUUGUCAUUGUCCUUAUGAUGGUAAGAAAAUUGCAUUUAUAAGAGAAAUACUCCAAGUUCGACGCUCAGAUUUUCUUUAAAUUUUGCACAUACGUCCUGCAAUCUUCGUUUUAGCAAAAUACCCGCCCUGUCACGGAGAGCCUCACCCUGUACGACCUGUGGUUUGUUGGGACGUUUUUGCAUCUUAUCUCAGUGCUAUUUAUUGAUCUCAUCCUUCCGACCCGUCGUAUUGUCCGCAGCACCUAUGAGACUGAGAAGCCCCAUAUUGAGGCCGGUUCUCCGUUACUUAAGAGCACUGCCUCCAGAGGAACAUUGGUCACUGCUUACACGACAACAAACAAAGAUGCGCAACAACGAUUGUAUAGGCCGACUAUGGGAAGUAGAAGCUGGGAGGAGAAGAUCGGAUAUAUUGAUCACCCGCCAUCCGGCCGAUAUGAGUACGAAGUUGGCGAGGAAAACGGUAAUUUUAAGGCUUAAAGCAGGCUUGAAUUCAAUUUUUAGUUGACGACGAAGAUGAAGACCAUGAAAACAUGAGGACCACCUAUGUUCAUGUGGAAACGAUACCUUCGCACACGAUUUCUACGCCUGUGACAAAGCCACGCAACUUCUCCACCCUCUCCACGUCCUAUAUGCACUCUUCUGUGUCGCCAUUGGCCCGCAGAUCCAACCCGUUGAUGACGUCGUCGAUGAGCUCCUCAACAAAGCCGCAGGAAAGGCGGACGGUCACAACAAUGGGGCUGGGCAAAAAGAAGAAGCUCUGCCUUCUCUGCAUUGUCAGUUGUUAUGUGACUUUCUGUUGUGCCUACUUUUGCCUGGUUUUAUACGCUCUGGGAUGA